Messenger RNA from Mobula hypostoma (lesser devil ray), 3070 nucleotides. Its product is annotated as RNA exonuclease 1 homolog. Gene Ontology annotation, molecular function: nucleic acid binding; exonuclease activity. The record is from RefSeq and is a predicted model, not a curated record. The transcript is spliced from 15 exons. Bases 14 to 2026 code for a protein of 670 amino acids. Gene Ontology annotation, cellular component: nucleus. NCBI's taxonomy places the organism in Eukaryota, Metazoa, Chordata, Chondrichthyes, Myliobatiformes, Myliobatidae.
GUCAAACUGCACAAUGCAACAAUCAGAAUCUGGAAUUCCACUGAAAACUGGUCAAGUGACCUCUACCAACUGGAGGAGUAAUAGAUUGGAAACUACAAAUACUACUUGCACUAGUAAGCUGGGGGAGAACUUGAUGAUUGGCCAAGCCAGUAUGAAGACACAGAGCCAUAUUGGCUAUUUUGGCAAUGAAAGCUUGAAUGGAAGUCUUCAAAGUGCAAGUGAUAAAAGUGAAGAAUCAUUUUUAGGUGAAAAACUGAACCCCACAGCUAUGGAGGUUUUGGAAUUCUCUGACUCAGACCCAAUGGAAGAAUGCUUGAGGAUUUUUAAUGAGUCCCCAAAGCAAGAAAUCAAAGCAAAUACCACUGGAACUGAAGAGAGUUCUGUUGAGGACAUACAAAUAUCUGUGAAUGCAGCAAGUACUCCCACAAAGCAAAAGAAGAGGAUUGCUCACGUUGCAAAAUUUAAGGGCAGAUCAAGUUUUAACCGGGUGAUUAUUCCGCAUAUACCACCGGCAUCAAAGCUGAAGUGUCACAGUCGAAUUAAGGUGAUCCAACAGCAGGCUAUACAGAUAAUGGCCAAUGUUAAAAGUGGCCAGGCUUACAAAGCAACAGUGUCUGAUUGUCUGGCUCAAAAGAAGCUACUUGUGCAAAAUUCAAAGCUUCAGUCUGCCAGCAAUGUGGAAACAGUUUUCAGAGAUUCUUUCAGGAAGGUUCCAGGUGCUUCCUGUAGCUCUAGAGGUAAUGUGCCACUGACGGGAAAGAUCUUGGGCAGUGCAUCAAAAGCUGAACAUGACACUUUGCUGGGUCCGGCUGCGCCAGUCCCAGUUACACAGAGAACAAAUGCAAAGCGAGGUUCUAAAGUCUCCAAAAGUAUCCGCAAGCGAUACCUUGGCUUCUUUAUUGAAGAGUUUUUGAAGACCUCUUCGUCUCGUCAGGAAGCAGUCUGUAAGGCCAUAUCUGAGGAAAAGACCAUCUUCGACCGCAGCACAAGCAGGUUCAUGUAUCUGAAUGUAGCUGUGCAAGCUUUGAAGAUGCUUCGCAAUGUUGCAAAUCAUGAAUCUCUCCUUUGCUAUGGCCAGCACUCUGUGAAAAGGAAUAGGCCAACUUCGGGAGCAACUUUAGAAGGUGCUGCCCUUUACAGAGCACUCAAAGAUUAUGUCUUAAGUGAAGAUCAGCUCAAGAACGGAUAUCCUCAUGCCAACCCUGACAAACCAGGCACUGCUGUGUUGUUUAAUGAUGAAGCAAAGAAAUGCCUUGCUGACUCUUUUAUCCAGGUUUGCUGUCGUUGUGGAAUAUCAUUCUCUGUAGCACCUGAUGGAAAUUACAUCUCCAAGGAAGAAUGUGUGUACCAUUGGGGAAAAUUAAUAAGGCGGCAAGUUUCUAAUGGAUGGGAAUGCCGAUAUAGUUGCUGUGAAACGGUGCUGGAAUCUGUUGGAUGUCAGGUUGCUAAGUUGCAUGUCUACAAUCAAAAAGAGAAUCUUGAUGGAUUUGUGAAGACUUAUCUUAAGCUACUGCCUCUUGAUGGGAAUCCUGGCAUAUAUGCAGUAAACUCAGAAGUAUGCUACACAAAACAAGGAGCUGAACUGGCUCGUGUCAGUGUGAUCAACGCUGAUCUUGAAGUGGUUUAUGAUGAGUUAGUUAAACCAAAGAAUGAAGUAAUUGAUUACAACACAAAGUUUUCUGGAGUAUCCCAAGAGGAUUUAAUGAACGCAAAAACAACCCUUGGUGAUGUUCAGAGAACAUUACUAAGAAUCCUCAGUGCUGAUGCUAUUUUAAUCGGUUAUAGCUUGGACAAAGACUUGCUUGCACUCAAGCUUAUACACAACGUUGUUAUCGACAUAAUGUUUAUUUUUCCAUAUCACCUAAGCCUGCCGCAGAAACAUCCAUUGAAGAAUUCAGUGACAGAGUGUCUUCAACAUUUUGAUACAAGUAUCACACAAGGGUCUGGAUCUAUUGAGAAAGGGCGUGCAUGCAUGGAGCUCGUGCUGUGUAAAGUGAAGGAGGAUGCCAAAAGCAGGAAGCGAUGAGACCACUCGAAAGAGGCAGUAUUCAGAUGGAACAAUAAUUCUGGAUCCAUUUAAAAUGGGCAAUCCCUAGUGAAUUUUCUUGUUGAAGUUGAAUCUUCCUGUCAGUGCUUGUUUUUUGCCUUUUGUGGUUGUACUCUGCUUAUAUUCCUGGCAAAAGUUCAACUCUGUUACUGCUUUAGCCACUGGUUGUAUUUGCCAUUGCAUAUUUGUGUUAACAGUAUCAAAUGUUAGAAGGAGAAUACAAGUGUUAAUGCACACCUUGGCACUUAAAACACAUUUUCCCCUUGAAGGAAUAAGGGGGUUGGAUUACAUGUGGCUUAUUUAGUCCAGUAAUUGCUGACCUGUGUUGUGAUGCAAGCGAAGAAUUAAAUUAAUUAUUGUGUUCAGUGGUCGACAUGAGACCACAAUAGUAAAAGUAUUUUGACUGUUACUUUAAAUGUUGAAAGAUGAGAGAUUUUUCUGUUUUGUGUAGAAGUAUGACAAGAUUAUGUUCAAUCACUUCUAGUGCAAUCAAUAAACUUCAGUUGGUAUUCCAUAAAACCAGAGUGUGAUCCACAGCUAGGAAAGCAAAACUGUUUUUGAUGUAUUCUUGAUAGAAUGUGCAGCAAAACAGAGGCAAAAUGAUGGUCAUAAAAUGCAAAAAUACUUCUAUUCAGCUAUUAAAGCAAAUCAGCACAUAUCCAGGAUAGUUCUAGAUAUGGUUGAUAAUAGUUCUCUCUAUUAUUUGCCUGAUAUGAACUGAGCACCCAAGUAUGCUCACAGGCUUGCCAAAAUAACCAAUAUGUUAUCAGUAAAUUGCUGUUGUACUUUAAGAUCUAUGAGGAAAGACAGGAUAUUCUACAGUGACCUACAUGUGAAAAGUGCAGGAAGCAUUUCUAUAAUAAGAUCCUGCAAUUAACAAAGAUUUGAUGUCCUGCUUUCCAGAGCUUUUAUUUUGGUAUUCUGUCACAUUUAUUGGAACUGUUUUUAUUAAACAGGUGUUAUAAUUUUUUCAUUAAAGCAAGUGUAAAUUUGAUUGUAAAAGGUGCUACAAUAAGCCUUGCA